Molecule: messenger RNA, 1028 nt
Organism: Cucumis melo (muskmelon)
Lineage: Eukaryota; Viridiplantae; Streptophyta; Magnoliopsida; Cucurbitales; Cucurbitaceae
Exons: 2
Coding region: 110-751 (213 amino acids)
Source: RefSeq, a predicted model, not a curated record
UCUCUUCUAACGGCUAAACUCUAAGGAUAUAUACAAAAUUUUCAAUAAAUUUAACCCUUCACCCCCUCGUCUUGUCCAUUGAUCGGUCAGUCGGCGGUAAAAAUACAAAAUGGGCCGAACGGCGGCAUCUCUUCCGGUCACUCUCUUCUUCCUCCUCCUUCUCACCGCCCUACCACCCUCCCUCUCCUUCUCCUUCUCCUUCUCCCAAUUCAAAACACUAUUUUCACUCGCACAUUCCCUCAUGACUCGCGUCGCCAAUCUACGCGCCUCUCGCGGCGACUUCGCUGGCUCGCAACGAGCGAGAAACAUUGCCCAAAAGCUCGAACGAGGGCUCGGACUUAGCUUCUGGGGCUCUAUCUGGUCCCUUGCAUGGGACUACACCAAGAACUACGCCUGGAGGGACCUCCCCUUUUCAGAACUCUACGACGCGGUUCCCGACAUGAACGAAUUGAUUAGGGCCUUUGCGGAGUUGUCUCAGUUGGAAUCGGAUUUUGCAAGGGCGAAUUGGGUAUCUCGGAAUUACCAAUCUGUUCUCAGGGUCUCCAAUUCGCUGUUGAAAAGGCUUCUUAAAGUGUUUCGAAAAUCGGGGGCUUGGAGGGAAGUGGUGGAGACAGUUCAAAAGGAAGUGGUGGACGGUGGAUUGCUGAAGGAUUGUUUGGAGCUGGGCAGUGGCGAUUUGAAAGGAAUUGUUCAGAUUCUCAAGGAUUUGGCUUUGAAUUUCUAUUCCUCCGGCCGUUCUAGUGAACUGUAAGAAUCAGAGACCCAAUUUUUCCUCUUCGCUCUUAGUUUUGAACAGAAUGACAUAAUUCAAAUCUUCCCCCCUCAGUUGUUUCUUACUUAUUUUGAGAUUUGAACAUCAAAUGCCACUCCUGAUAAGUAAUCAUUUUUUUUAUUAGAUAACUUAUAGAGCUUUUCAAAUUAGGCAGCUCCCGGAAGGAUCGUUUUAUGAUGUGUAUAAGAAAUGGUGUCAUAAUCUAUUCCAAAUAUAUAAGUAACUUUUCUAUCGAAUGGAUUGGAGUUGUAUCAAA